Molecule: messenger RNA, 1401 nt
Organism: Carassius auratus (goldfish)
Lineage: Eukaryota; Metazoa; Chordata; Actinopteri; Cypriniformes; Cyprinidae
Gene: polr3gla
Product: RNA polymerase III subunit GL a
Exons: 8
Coding region: 201-863 (220 amino acids)
Biological process (GO): transcription by RNA polymerase III
Cellular component (GO): RNA polymerase III complex
Source: RefSeq, a predicted model, not a curated record
ACUUUUAUCUGAGGCGGAAGACAUGUGCACACGUGCCGGAUGUAAACACAACUACCACGUGUUCGGGUGCACGUGGCCUCACUCUCAGCAGGCUGCUGGUGACCUGUGCGCGUGUUUAUUGGACUCAUAAGAGGCUGUUUCGGAAGGACCACUCUAUGAAUGCGAUCCACUGAACACGAGACACAUUUUGAGGUGCAGUGAUGGCAGGCAGCAGAGGUCGAGGACGCACUCAGUUCUCCUUCAGUGUGGACGCGCUGGGGUUUGGGAGAGGGGACUCCUUACCCUCUACUGCACACACACCCUCUCCACUCUUCCCUCCUAUGCAGUUUAGGCCAGUGCCCCUGCACGCAGGAGAAGAGGUGGACUACAUGCUCGCUCUGAAGCAGGAGCUGAGAGCCUCCAGCAAGAACCUGCCGUUCCACAUAAAGGCAGCCAGGACAAAGACAGAUGUGGCGCGUUACUCUGAUAAAUAUCAAAACGGAGAGCCGAAGAACAACUGCAUUGAAUGGAGCCCAGACUGGAGCCGAAUGCCAAAAGAGCUUUGCAUUAAAGUACGGAAGCCACGGAAAACAGUCAUAGGUGCCAAGCCACAACUCACACGAAAACCAAAAGUAGCUGCUGGUAAAGAAGAGGUUCUCCAAAAACUAGAGACGCUUGAGAAAAGAGAAGAAGAGCAGCAUUCUGAGGAAGAGGAGGAUGAAGAGAAGAAGAAACAGAAUGAGGAGGAGGAGGAGCCGGAUGCGGAUGAAGAGUACGACGAAGAGGAGAUUGAAGAUGAGACGGACUACAUCAUGUCUUACUUUGACAACGGAGAGGAUUUCGGAGCAGACAGUGAUGACAAUAUGGAUGAGGCUGUCUACUAAUGUGUUUUAAGAGACGCUUUAUUUAAAGUCAGGGAAGAUGUCUGAGUGAAAGUAUAUAUUUCAGGAAGGAGCGUCUUAAUUCAUGUGGCACUGAAUCUGAUUGUGACUGAUUUCUAAGCUGCUUCACAUAAACAGAUCAUGAUCGAUACAGAUUCUGCUGCUAUUCCAACAGUGCUGGGAUGUAACCCAAAGAUUUGUGUUAUUACAGUGAUUGGAAAGCUGUUUAAAAAGGCAGUGCACAGAAGCCGUUAUUCAUUUUUGUCAGACAGGGGAGGAAACUACAGACCGUUUUUACUGUAUUUUAAUGCAUCUCAUGUUUACACCUGAUAAUGCCUUGAAUUGUGAAUUACAGAUGCAAAAGUGUGACUCCAUCUGUUUUAAGCUGUGUGUGUGUGUGUGUGUGUGUGUGUGUGUGUCACAAUUUUAAUGUGAGCUGGAGUUGUAUCAUCAGACAGCCGGCAGGUGGCAAUGUUUAUCUGCAGUGUAUGAACUAUAACUACAAUGAGCUUUUACAAUAAAUCACAUGGUUAAAACGCUU